AUGUCUUCGAAGGAUAAGUUCCAAGAGUUGGUGGACUCAUUGAAACCAAGAACAGCUCACCAAUACAAAACCUACUAUACAAAAUACAUACAAUGGUGCCAGCUUAACCAGAUUAUACCGACACCGGAAGAUGAUUCUACAAAUAGCGUCCCUUAUAAAGACCUACCCAUAUCCGCAGAACUCAUACAUUGGUUCCUACUGGACACGUUGAUAACGGAUGAUAAGUUUGAAGAGAAGCAAGAAGAUGAAGAGUUUGAUGAUGAGGAAGAAAAUUCGUUCAAAAUCGCUACUUUAAAGAAAAUCAUUGGAAGUUUAAACUUCCUUUCUAAAUUAUGUAAAGUGCAUAACAAUCCAAAUGCUAAUAUAGACACCAAAUAUCUGGAACUAGUCACAAAGCUGCACACACACUGGCUAGAUUCUCAGAAGGCAAUAACCGCUAACGAAACAAAUAAUACUAACACUCAGGUGUUAUGCCCACCCUUACUAAAAGUCUCUCUGAAUUUAUGGAAUCCACAAACUAAUCAUCUUCCUGAAAAAUUCUUUAAAACUUGCUCCGAAAAAUUAAGGUUUCUGGUAGAUUUCCAAUUUAGAAGCUACUUGAAUCUAUCGUUUGAGGAAAGGUCUGAAAUACGAUUUGGUUCCCUCAAGGUCGGCCGAACAGACAAAGACUCUAUAGUAUACCAUAAAACUAUUCACACAAAGGAAAACAAAGACAUGUCGAGUCAUCAUCAACUCGUAGCACUGUUACCACAGGAUUGUCCCUUUAUUUGUCCUCAAACUACACUGGCAGCAUACCUGUAUCUGAGAUUUUAUGGUAUACCAUCUGUUUCAAAAGGUGAUGGCUUCCCCAACUUGAACGCUGAUGAAGAUGGCUCGCUUUUACAAGACUUGCCCAUACUAAGAGGCAAGUCAUUGACCACUUACCCAAGAGAAGAGACUUUUAGUAACUACUAUACCACCGUAUUUAGGUAUUGUCACUUACCUUAUAAACGGAGAGAAUACUUUAAGAAAUCUAACCUGGUUUACCCAACCUGGGACGAAACCGUUUUUCAAAAUUUCUUUGAUGAAAAAGCCCAUGGAAAUUGGUUAGAACAACCUGAGGCUUUCGCAUUCCCAGAUAGAAUUCCAUUCGAUUUUAAAAGAGUCAUGAAUCUCAAAUCGCCUUACACUUCAUAUUCUAAAACCGGUGAUAAGGACCCACUAUCGCCUCCAAAGGAUUUGCUAGUUCAGAUCUUUCCUGAAAUUGACGAAUAUAAAAGACACGGCUACAAUGAUUUGUCCCAGGAUGCAAAGGAGUUUCUAGGAUUAAUGGAGAAACUGCGAGAAAGACUACUGAGCAACUUGCCAUGGAUUUUCAAAUACUUCCCGAACCAUGAUAUAUUUCAGGAUCCAAUUUUUGGGAAUUCCGAUUUUCAAUCUUACUUUAAUGAUAAAACAAUACAUUCAAAUGGUCUCAACACUUUACCAUUCGAUAUAUUGCCGGGCUUCAAUAAGAUUUAUAAAAAUGAAUCGAAUUUUUGCAACCUCUUAAUUGAACCACCUUCGCAGUUGUCUUUGUCAACGACUAGUAAUCCAGACUCGCGUGUCCCCCAAAGAGCAGAAUCAGAAGGUCCAUCUCAAAUGGCACAAAUUGAUACUGCUCACAUGAGCGAAUUAUUAAAGGAACAAAGUUUCGAGUUUGUUCAAUUUCAAACACUGUCUAACUUCCAGAUCUUAUUAUCGGUGUUUAAUAAAAUUUUUGAAAAAUUAGAAAUGAAAAAAUCUUCAAGAGGUUAUAUUCUACAUCAACUCAACCUAUUCAAAGACACCUUAAAUGAUAGGAUCAAGAAAUCUAAAAUCAGUGAUUCUGAUAAAUACAUCCGCGAUAUCCAGCCUAUAAAGAAGGAGGAAAUUACUAUAAAUGGGGAUGGACCAAAUAAUGUACGCCGGGCAAAGAGGCCAAAACCAAUCAGGUUACUUUCAAUCGCGGAUUCCUCAGACGAUUCCUCAGCAGAGGGUUCGAAUCUAUUCAAAAGGGACGAAGAAGCUAAUGGUGACGACGAUGCCGAUGAAGAAAAUGAAGAUGAAGAUGAAAAUGAUCCUGAAAUGCAGGAACAAUUGAAAUCUAUGAUAAAUGAACUCAUCAACUCAAAGAUAACCACUUUUCUACAGGAUCAAAUGGAACAAUUCGAGCUGAAGUUAAACGCUUCACUAGAUAAAGUUCUCGAAGAAAAAGUUGCUCGUAUCAUUGAACAAAAAUUUAAUACAUAUGCUACGCCACUUUCGACUUUGAAGAGAUCGCAAUCUCAUAUGACAGAAGAUGUCGCAUUUGAUAUCGAUAUCUCGAAGAAGCCUAGGUUCAGUGGUAAAUACGCGGAGCCUGUAGAAGAUAAGGAUGACCGUCAACCCAUCUCCGGUUCGGUAUCACCAGCGCUCGAACAAGACCUGCAAGAAAACAAGGAUGCUGAUGAACAGCCUUUCAUGCUGGACAAUUCUAUAGAUACAAUAGAAGGAAUAAUUCUUGAAUGGUUCACUCCAACCCCCAAGUACGGCAAUCAAUGCGUUCACUCAAUGAACAAAUCUGGCAAUAAGUCUUGGAGAGUUAAUUGUGAAGCAUUAUACAAGGAAAGGAAAUCAAUAGUUGAGUUUUAUAUUCACUUGGUCAACCAUGAAAACCUUGACAGAUACAAAGCGGUAGACAUUUGUGAGAAAAUACGGGAUCAAAACGAAGGUUCGUUUUCCCGCUUAGCGAAGUUCCUAAAGAAGUGGAGACACGAACAUCACAAUUCAUAUGAUGGACUGUUGGUCUAUUUAUCUAGUUGA
Saccharomyces eubayanus is the source of this 2802-nucleotide messenger RNA. RefSeq names its product Cbf2p (gene CBF2). Lineage: Eukaryota; Fungi; Ascomycota; Saccharomycetes; Saccharomycetales; Saccharomycetaceae. Bases 1 to 2802 code for a protein of 933 amino acids. The record is from RefSeq and is a predicted model, not a curated record. Gene Ontology annotation, molecular function: DNA binding. The transcript has a single exon.